Vigna angularis (adzuki bean) is the source of this 1530-nucleotide messenger RNA. RefSeq lists its product as uncharacterized. The record is from RefSeq and is a predicted model, not a curated record. Lineage: Eukaryota; Viridiplantae; Streptophyta; Magnoliopsida; Fabales; Fabaceae. The transcript is spliced from 9 exons. Bases 94 to 1374 code for a protein of 426 amino acids.
AUUUUGUUUAGUAGUUCAUUCUUUUAAACCGGACCUCUGACUUAGCUUGAAACUAGCAAUCAGAAGGAAAAAGUAAGAUAUAUCAGCAUCAACAUGGGUGGUGGUGAUUAUAUUGUUCCUCAUGGUACAGAGGAAGAUUCUUGCUCCGAGGAAAAUUCUCUCUGGUUUUCAUCUCAUUCCUCAUUUGGUAUCGGGGACAGUAUGAUCUUGCAGGGUGAAAGCAACAAGAUAGAAAGCGGGUCGAUUUACGGUGAAAUUGAUGAAGAAAGCACAAAUCCUUCUACGGUUAAUCUUGAAGUCACUGAAAAGAUAAAACCUAGUAACUACCUACAAUGUUGUUGUGAUGAAUUGAAGAUUCAUAAAAGGGAUUUGAAGAGGGAGAAACAAAAGAUUUUGAGAUAUAAGCUUGGAGCAUGGAUUGAGAAGGUUGGUGGCUUAGAGAGAAGUGAUUAUGAUGUACCAAAGACAACAUGCCUCUUAAUGGUUGGUCCAACUGGAUCUGGGAAAAGUAGUCUCAUAAAUAGAAUCUCUAAAGUGCUUGAGGAUGACAAAUUUGCACCACCAAGAGCACAAGAAUCAUAUAACUCAUAUACAGAGAAUGGAACAUACUUCCUGCAGGAGUAUAUGAUGCCAAGAUCUUCAAAUUCUUUUUGUUUGUAUGAUACACGCAGUUUGUCAUAUAACUUGGACAAAGAUAAAGAUGAGAACAUUAGAAUGAUGAAUGGUUGGAUGACAAAAGGUGUCCGUCAUGGAGAGCUUGCUGUCAGGAAAACAGACAAUGAGAGAUUGAGGAAAAGUCUGGAGAGCAAAGCUCACAAGAAAGGUUACUUUUCCAGUGAGACAAGAAAAGUUAAUUUUGUAAUAUAUGUUGUUAAUGGUCUUCUGGUUCUGAAAGCAAUGAAGAAUGCUGGUGCUUUGGAGACACAGUACGUUGAAACAAUUGUUUCUACUUUCAAAUGCCCAUUCCUAUCAUUUAAAGAUGACAAACCAGUACUGGUUUUCACUCAUGGGGAUCUCCUUUCACACACUGAGCGUGCUCAUGUACGAGGACAUCUGGGAAGAGUAUUGGGAAUUCCACCCACCAAGCAAAUAUUUGACAUCCCAGAUUGUGAUUGUCCAGUAACUGUGUCUGCCAUAGUUGGAAUGCUACGAUAUAGUCUUGCACAUGCUGACAGAAAUUUUCCUCGGAAAUGCAUUGUUGAGGAUAAGGUUCAUAAGGUAUCUCUGUCAAUAUACAUGAUUAUGCUGAUUUUAGGAAUAGGAGUGGCUAUUGGCUUUGCACAAAAUACAGAAGGAUAUGUUCCACAUCCAAAAACAAGAGUUCUCAAGAGCAAGCCAAAGAUAGAGUGGCAUAAAAUUAGGCACAUAUGGUAGUUAUGAAUAUUGUUGAUAUGGCAUAAAAUUAGGCACAUAAUGCAGAUUUUUAGUUUGGUUGAUUUGGCAACACUUAGCAUGAAAAUGUAUAGGAAUUAUCACACAAUAUAUUAUAAUAUACCUUUAAAUCACAAUAAUUAGAAGAAUCUCAUUUAA